AUGGAAACCAGUUCCUUAUCUUUGUAUGAUUCAAGAAAUGAUUAUUCAGAUGAGAUUUGCAGAUUGAAAACUUUCCUGCUUGCACCAAAACACAUUCAUCUUGUUCAAUAUAAAUUAAGUGCUAAUGGGUUUUAUUUUACUGGUAGAAAUAAUUUGAUCAAAAACUAUUUCUCUUCAAAUGUUCUUCCUUUUGAGGAAAAUUCUAAAGUUAGUGAUCACCAGUUCAGUGUUGAGUUUCAACAGGCACAGGCUAAGCACAGGAAUGGCGAACCUGAUGAUAUUAGGUACACUCGUAAGGAUAUCCCAACAAUUUAUGGUUCCGGGAAUAAUUUCAUGGAUGAAAAUGUUCGCCUGAGAAGUUUCGUGCUUGCUCCUCCACAUUUGUUCAAACUGAGAGAUGGUCUGGUUAGGAUGAGGUUUUAUUACACUGGAGAUGGGAGCAAACUAAAAUGUUCCUCCUGCUCUUAUGUUGUUUCAGUUGGUGACCAAUCUGCAUCAGCGAGUAUGGUUGCUGAUCUGAAACACGAAUGCAGAUAUGUGAGGUGA
Molecule: messenger RNA, 546 nt
Organism: Helobdella robusta
Lineage: Eukaryota; Metazoa; Annelida; Clitellata; Rhynchobdellida; Glossiphoniidae
Exons: 2
Coding region: 1-546 (181 amino acids)
Source: RefSeq, a predicted model, not a curated record